CACCAGACGCUAGACAGUUUGAUUCUACACGCGACAUCGAACAGACGCUUUUGCCUGUCAUGCGUCGACGUUCAAGAAAUUCAUCAUUAACAUCAACAUCACCGUCCAUUACUGAAGGAUUUUAAUAGAAUACAAAAAUAAAAUGUCGUGGAAACGAAGACAGGAUGGCUUACUAGCCAUGAUCAAUUUUCCACCUUACUCAUUGCAGAUGCUUACAAGCAGGCAUGUUUUGGUUGGUGGUGGUGGUGGUUCAUCCAAGACAGGCAUUGCAAAUGGUUUUGAAAUCUUUGAAAUUUCUCACAAUGGACAACAAUUUGUUGCUGAAGAAGUUACACGCUAUGAAACAGGACCUAAUGUUGUAAUGAAUAGUGCUACUUACAAUAAUGGCAAAAAAAUAUGGCUUGUUGCUGGUCAAGAAAGUCACUGCCAAUUGUAUAAUAUACAGCUCAAAGUUGUGACAGCUGAAAAUGGUGAAAUUUCUAAAAAAUAUAAUUUUCCAAAGCGAGAAGAUCUUAGACAAAGAAGGAAAGGCAGUAAAGAAGAACCAUCUUUAAAAAGGGAAAAUAUUGAAGAUAUCAAAAAUGAUACUACAACUGAAAAACAUAAAAAGUUACAACUAUUAAUCAAACCUGCAGAUAGUAUACAAACAGAUUUUGGAAGUGGACAACCUUUGCAGAGAGUCGUUAGAAUAAGUCCUAAUGGUAAUAUCAUGGCUACUGGUGGAACGGAUGGCCUGAUCCGCCUAUGGCACUUUCCCCAACUUAAUAGUUUACAUGAACUCAAGGGUCACAGUAAAGAAAUUGAUGACAUUGAUUUUUGUCCCAAGUCAAAACAAAUAGCUACUGUGGCAAAAGAUGGCAAACUCAUCAUAUGGGACGUCAAUACUUUUAAUAAAAAUAAAGAACUGUCUUGGAACCCAUCGGAUACGGAGAAGUGUAUUUUCAAAAGAUGCCGUUUCCGUAAAACAGUCGCCGACGAUAAUCCGUCGAAUCCUAAACUCUUAUUUAGCAUAUCAAAUUCUCUGCCUAGUAGAGAUAGAUCAAGAAGUAAAAUGCAUUAUGGCUUUCUGCAACAAUGGAACGUCGAUCUCGGCCAAAUGGACAGAGUCGUGAAAUAUAAAGAAAAUCUUUCCGAGCUGGCCGUGUCGGACGAUGGGAAAUUCGUAGCUGUAGGUACCAUGUCCUCGGGGACGGUAGACUUGUUCAUAGCUUUUAAUCUGCAAAGAUUACUCCACGUGCCCAACGCUCACAACAUGUUUAUCACAAAUUUGGAAUUCUUGCCGACGUCUCUGGAUGGACCGGCAAUAACGAGCAAUUGUGAGACUGCUGUAAUUAGUUGUUCAGUGGACAAUAAGAUCCGUAUUCACAGCGUACCUUACAGACAUGCACUGCCGUUUUGGCUAUUCGUUAUAUUCAUAAUUGUAAGCAUAUGUGGUGCAUUUAUACUUUGCAGUUACCUGGGCCUCUGACCAGAAGCGCAUUUAGCGAACAUUGCUUGUCACAAGCAUGUUCAGAUUUUGUACAUUAAUUAUUCUUGUUGUGGAUUAUUCGUGUUUUAGUAAGGUUGCUAAUAGUUUCACGAGAAUGUCAAACAGAACAGAUUACUUUGUUCUUUUUCUUUCUGCAACAAAGAUGAAAUAUUGCAUUAUAUAAAUAUACUUAUAGAAACCAAUUGUACAAGGAUUACAGAUUAUUAUUAUUAUUAUUAUUAUAUUAUUGCAAGUGAGCAAAAAUGAAAUUAUGCAUAUAUUUUCAAUUAUUAUAUUCUCUCUGCAUGAAAUACUAUUAUAUUUUGUAAAGGGUCAAUCGUCUUGCGCGACAACGUUGUUUUUUCUUUCUUACCGCCUUAAAAAGAAGAUUAUUCUUUUUAUUGUGCAUUAUACUUAAUGUAAAUUUUUUUUAGCAAAAAACUAAUGUUACUAUUAAAAUAUAUUUAUUAUGACAAUGGCAUUGUUGACAGUAGGGUGACGUUUGCUGGUUAAUU
Molecule: messenger RNA, 1983 nt
Organism: Trichogramma pretiosum
Lineage: Eukaryota; Metazoa; Arthropoda; Insecta; Hymenoptera; Trichogrammatidae
Product: prolactin regulatory element-binding protein
Exons: 4
Coding region: 143-1468 (441 amino acids)
Biological process (GO): protein secretion
Cellular component (GO): endoplasmic reticulum membrane
Molecular function (GO): GTPase activator activity; guanyl-nucleotide exchange factor activity; protein binding
Source: RefSeq, a predicted model, not a curated record